Messenger RNA from Rubroshorea leprosula, 4207 nucleotides. The record is from the annotation of a GenBank genome assembly. NCBI's taxonomy places the organism in Eukaryota, Viridiplantae, Streptophyta, Magnoliopsida, Malvales, Dipterocarpaceae.
CACAAUCUCAACCUUCUCUGCAACUAAUCAGCAACCACUCCUUUAUCGACUUCACCGUGGCCUCGCCGGAGUUCUCAUCGGGGAAAAUGGAGUUGAUCUUCCGUUUCUUUACUGCUAUUUCGCUUUUUUCGGUGAUUUUAUGGACGCCAAUCCUGAAUGCAGAGAAAACUUAUUCGCAAUUUGGUUCCAUUUCUGAUUCUGGUGAAAGGCAUUCUCAAGAAUAUUGUGCGAUGUACGAUAUAUGCGGAGAACGCAGUGAUGGGAAGGUUUUGAAUUGCCCCUAUGGUUCUUCAUCAGUGAAGCCUGAUGAGCUGUUCUCUGCCAAAAUCCAAAGCCUGUGUCCAGCAAUAAGUGGGAAUGUUUGUUGUACGGAGAAACAGUUUGACACAUUGCGGGCACAGGUUCAACAGGCAAUACCUUUCCUUGUUGGCUGUCCUGCAUGCUUGAGGAACUUCUUAAAUCUUUUCUGCGAGCUUUCCUGCUCUCCAGAUCAAAGUUUAUUUAUAAACGUAACUUCUGUGUCAGAGCUGAAUGGCAAUUUGACUGUUGAUGGCAUUGACUUUUAUGUAACUGAUGCUUUUGGGGAAGAGCUUUUUAACUCCUGCAAGGAUGUAAAGUUUGGGACCAUGAAUACAAGGGCCAUUGAAUUUAUUGGUGCUGGAGCUAAAAAUUUCAAAGAGUGGUUUGCAUUUAUUGGUCAGCAAGCUCCUCCUGGAUCUAUUGGUUCACCUUAUGCCAUUAAUUUUAAGCCUAGUGCUCCUGAGUUGUCUGGAAUGGAGCCAAUGAAUGUUUCUACUUAUUCGUGUGGUGACACUUCUCUGGGUUGUUCUUGUGGUGAUUGCCCUUCAUCGCCUAUAUGCUCCAGUUCUGAACCUCCUUCACCACAUAGGGAGGAUAGCUGCUUGAUUAAUUUUGGAGUUUUUAAGGUACAAUGUGUUGAAUUCUCAUUAGUUGUUGUGUAUAUUCUAUUGGUUGGUGGAGUUAUUGGAUGGGCGACUUUUAGUUUGAAAAUAGAAAGGAGGAGAGCUGCAUCUGGCAAGGAGCCAUUGUUGGAGUCCACAGCUGCGGGUGAAACAAAUUCUGUUUAUUUGGAAAAUUAUGAGAACCAUGCUAUGAAGGCACGAGAGAUGGUUCCACAACCAACAAAUGGGAUUGAACUUCAUGGAAUUCAAGGACAUAUUUCAAGAUUUUACAGAAAAUAUGGUAUAUGGGUUGCUAGACAUCCCACUAUAGUGCUAUUAUUAUCAUUGGCAGUGGUCAUUGUGCUAUCUUUGGGUCUUAUUCGUUUGAAGGUGGAGACUCGGCCAGAGAAGUUGUGGGUAGGUCAUGGGAGUAAGGCAGCAGAAGAGAAACAAUUUUUUGACAGUCACCUUGCGCCCUUCUACAGAAUUGAACAGCUUAUAUUAGCAACCUCGCCUGAAAUAAAGCAUGGGAGACCACCUAGUAUCAUUACAGAGGAUAAUAUCAAGUUGCUUUUUGAAAUACAAGGGAAGGUUGACGGAAUCCGUGCAAAUUAUUCUGGUUCACUGGUAUCUCUUGCUGAUAUUUGUUUGAAGCCUCUUGGUCAGGAUUGUGCCACUCAGAGUGUCCUGCAGUAUUACAAAAUGGAUCCAGAAAAUUUUGACUACUAUGGGGGAGUUGCACAUGCUGAGUACUGUUUUCAGCAUUUUACAUCAACAGAGACAUGCUUGAGUGCAUUUAAGGCCCCACUAGAUCCAAGCACUGCAUUGGGGGGUUUUGCUGGGAACAAUUAUUCUGAGGCCUCUGCAUUUGUUAUAACGUACCCAGUUAAUAAUGCAAUUGACAAGGCGGGUGAUGAGAAUUCUAAGGCAGUGGCUUGGGAAAAAGCUUUCAUUCAGUUGGUGAAGGAGGAGCUGCUACCAAUGGUUCAGUCCCGCAAUCUUACUCUUUCAUAUUCUUCUGAGAGCUCUAUUGAGGAAGAACUGAAAAGAGAAAGCACAGCUGAUGUUAUAACAAUAGUAGUUAGCUACCUUGUAAUGUUUGCUUACAUAUCUGUGACAUUGGGAGACACACCUCAUUUAUCCACUUUCUACCUCUCAUCUAAGGUUUUGCUUGGUCUUUCGGGAGUUAUUCUUGUCAUGCUUUCUGUUCUUGGGUCUGUUGGAUUUUUCAGUGCAAUUGGAGUCAAAUCUACAUUGAUCAUAAUGGAAGUUAUCCCGUUUCUGGUUUUGGCUGUUGGAGUGGAUAACAUGUGUAUUUUGGUCCAUGCUGUAAAAAGGCAAUCAUUUCAUCUUCCUCUGGAGGAACGAAUCAGCAAUGCACUGAUGGAAGUUGGUCCAUCCAUUACACUUGCUAGUUUAUCUGAGAUUCUGGCAUUUGCAGUCGGAAGUUUCAUUCCUAUGCCUGCUUGCCGGGUGUUCUCCAUGUUUGCAGCUUUGGCUGUUCUACUGGACUUCCUCCUGCAAAUUACUGCUUUUGUUUCACUGAUGGUUUUUGACUGCUUAAGAGCUGAGGACAACAGGAUUGACUGUUUUCCUUGCAUAAAAGUUCCUUCCUCCGAUGGAGAUGCUGGUGAAGGUAUCCAUCAGAGAAGCCCUGGAUUGCUGGCUAGAUACAUGCAAGAUAUUCAUGCACCUCUUCUGGGACUUUGGGGAGUGAAAAUGCUUGUAAUCGCUGUCUUUGCUGCUUUUGCUCUGGCAAGCAUUGCCCUCUCUAUGAGGAUAGAAACUGGUUUGGAGCAACAGAUUGUUCUUCCACGAGACUCAUAUCUUCAGGGUUAUUUCAAUAAUGUUUCAGAAUAUCUCAGAGUUGGACCACCAUUAUAUUUUGUUGUUAGAGAUUACAACUACAGCCAGGAGUCAAGCGAUACAAACAAGUUAUGCUCCAUCAACCACUGUGAUUCUAACUCCCUUUUGAAUGAGAUAUCAAGAGCAUCAGUGAUUCCAGAAUCAACCUACAUUGCUAAACCAGCUGCCUCAUGGCUUGAUGACUUUCUUGUAUGGAUAUCACCAGAAGCAUUUGGUUGCUGUAGGAAGUUUACUAAUGGUACUUAUUGUCCACCUGAUGAUCAGCCACCUUGCUGUUCACCUGAUGAAGGUUCUUGCGACUUUGGUGGAGUUUGCAAAGACUGUACAACGUGUUUCCGUCACUCGGAUUUGAUUAAUGAUCGUCCAUCAACAGAGCAAUUCAGGGAGAAGCUUCCGUGGUUCCUUGAUGCCCUGCCAUCCAAUGAUUGUGCUAAAGGCGGUCAUGGGGCUUACACCACCAGUGUGGAUCUCAAUGGUUUUGAAAGUGGUAUUAUACGGGCAUCAGAGUUUCGUACAUAUCAUACACCACUUAACAAACAAGGUGAUUAUGUCAAUUCAAUGCGAGCUGCACGGGAAUUCAGCUCAAGAGUUUCUGAUGCUUUAAAGAUGAACGUCUUUCCAUAUUCAGUGUUCUAUAUUUUCUUUGAGCAAUAUCUGGAUAUUUGGCGGGUGGCUUUGAUCAACAUAGCUGUAGCAAUUGGUGCUAUUUUUGUUGUCUGUCUUGUCAUUACAUCCAGUGUGUGGAUUUCUGUCAUCAUAGUCCUUGUACUGGUCAUGAUUGUUGCUGACCUCAUGGGUGUAAUGGCAAUUCUGGGUAUUCAGUUAAAUGCAGUCUCAGUUGUGAACCUUGUAAUGUCAAUAGGGAUUGCUGUUGAGUUUUGUGUGCAUAUAGCACAUGCCUUCUUGGUAAGCAAUGGGGAUAGGGACCAACGCAUGAAGGCAGCUCUAAGUACCAUGGGAGCAUCUGUUUUCAGUGGAAUCACUCUCACAAAGCUCGUUGGAGUAAUCGUGCUUUUCUUUUCAAGAUCAGAAAUCUUUGUGGUUUAUUACUUUCAGAUGUACCUGGCAUUGGUUCUGGUUGGUUUCCUGCAUGGGCUCGUGUUUUUACCGGUAGUACUGAGUUUGUUUGGUCCACCAGCAAGACAUACUAUUGAGCCUAUGGUCCGGUGCACUUGAGUUAACCUUUCUUCUCCACAAGCAUCCUACUCUGCUGUUUGCAUUCUCAAAUCAAAUUCAAUAGCUUUCAUUAAGGCCUCUGGGUAGGGUUUGUAAGUAAACCUUGUACAAGGAGUUAUAUGAAUCCAUCAAUGGAGUAAAUCAAUCUUGCAAUGUCUCAUUCUUCUGAUGUUCAAUGUGAGAUUGUUAUGAAUUUUCGUCUUAAUACAUUUUCCAUUUUCUUUAUGUUCUUUGUAUUACAAGAACAAAUUGGCAUUACCUAG